AUGGACAAGCAACAAUCCGAUAAAGCAGCGGCUGCAACAAGCGAAGAAGCAGUAACACCAACAAACAACACCCUGGUUGAGUCGAUAGCGCACGACAAGGAGGUGGAGGUGGAAAUGGCAAGUGAGGAAUGGUGCGUGGUUGACAGCAGCGAAUCGCCGCCGGCAAAACGUGUGCACUUUUCCACAGCGUGCGAUACGCCAAAACGUGGCGGUCGGGGCCACGGCAUUUAUUUUGCCGAUCAACGACGCGUCAUCGCUCAGGGCAGAGGCCGCCAAAUUGAUGUGGCUGGUGUGAGCGCGGACUCAUCAUUGCAACAGUCCAGUCGCAAUAGUGGUCAGCAAGCUGAAGCAUCAUCAUCAUCACUGAUUCUGCUAGACGUGACAAACUCAUCGCAACCGAGGAUCGUGAACGCUACUGCUACUAACAUCGACAACGAAGUUGAAAACAUUGACCCGCAGGAAACAAGCUCUUCAAAGCGGUAAGACGGCAAAAACCUAUUAUUACUAAUACUACUAC
Molecule: messenger RNA, 517 nt
Organism: Nilaparvata lugens (brown planthopper)
Lineage: Eukaryota; Metazoa; Arthropoda; Insecta; Hemiptera; Delphacidae
Exons: 2
Coding region: 1-483 (160 amino acids)
Source: RefSeq, a predicted model, not a curated record